GGUGAGAUAUAAUUGAAAGGUCAUAUGGUGGUAAAGGCAAUUGUUGCCUCCUUAACCAGUAUUUCUGAAACACUGUUGGAGUAGUGAGCCGAAUGGCAGUGAAGCUUCAUUGCUCGACCAAGCUCGCCGCGUUUGGGUUUCUGAAGAACCUUCAAAAAUGCUCUCUACUUUCAAUUUCCCUCCUCUCCACUAGAACCCUAAGCUCUUCUUCUUCAAAUUCUUCUUCAAAUUCUUCAGAUUCUCUGUUCCAGCGCAUUCAAGUCAUCCGAGACCCAAAGGCCUCGGUUCUUCCAGUGCUCCGACAAUGGGUCGAUGAAGGAAGACCCAUUGGCAAGACUGAACUUGGCUGGCUUGUGCGUACCAUGAAGGACUUCAGACGCUUUAAUCACGCUCUUGAGAUAUCUCUUUGGAUGACAGACAGUAGGUUUCUUAGAAUAUCACCAAGUGAUGCAGCGAUUAGGUUGGAUCUGAUUUACAGAGUUCACGGACUUGAACGUGCAGAAAAUUAUUUCAAUAGUGUGUCAAGAAAGUUAAGAACACGUAGUGCAUAUGUUGCUCUCCUCAGGAGUUAUGUUCGAGAGAACUCUGUUGAGAAAGCCAAAGCUAGUAUGCAGGAAAUGAGAAAUAUGGGUAUGAUAAAUUCAUCUUUACCAUACAAUAUAUUAAUCAACCUUUACACUCAGAAUGGACAAUUCGAUAAGAUUGACAUGUUGAUGCAAGAAAUGGAAACGAAGGGAAUACCUCACGACAAGUACACUUUGAGAAAUCGCAUGUCUGCGUAUAUUGCAGCGUCUGACAUUUUGGGAAUGCAAAAUAUCCUGAAUAGGAUGGAGGAAGAUCCGUGCUUUUCUGUCGACUGGAAAGUUUACUCGUUGGCAGCAAGUGGUUAUCAGAAAGUCGGGAUGUUGGAAGAGGCUUUGGAAACGCUUCGGAAACUUGAACAGGAAAUAGCAAAAACGAGCAAUAAAACAAACAAGUCAGCUUUUAUGUUUCUUCUUACUCUCUAUUCGAGUAUUGGCAAUAGAGAUGAGCUUUACAGAGUUUGGAGCACAUACAAACCAUCAAAUGGGCUGAUAGAUCUUCCAUACGCCUGCAUGAUCAGAUCCCUCACAAAGCUGGAUGAUAUUGAGGGUGCUGAGAGGAUCUACGAUGAGUGGGAGUCAAAAAGCACAUUUUACGACUUCCGGGUGCUUAACAGCAUUCUUGCUGCAUAUUGCAAGGAGGGUCUUUUUGAGAAGGCAGAAUCAGCAUUAGAGAAGGCCGUAAAAGGAAGAACCACCAACACGGCAUCAUUUAAUAUCUUGGCAAACGGGUAUGCAAAGAACAACAAAAUGCCAAAAGCAGUUGAAAUGUUGAAGAAGGGACUCUCAAUAGGUCGAAAGGGGUGGAUGCCAAGUUGCGUCACUUUGGCUGCCUGUCUAGAUUACUUGAAAGAACAAGGAGAUGUUACGGGAAUGAAAGAAAUUAUAAGUGCAUUGAGAAACGCGGAUGUUUUAAGCAUGGAUACAUGUCAGGAAUUAUUGAGAGCUUGUGAUGCAGCUGGAGAAUCAUUUUUGAAUAGAAACUACACUCAAAAGAAUCAAAAUUGUUUUAAGUUGUUCUACAUGAACCUAAACCUUUUAGCUACAAAUCCCGUUUGA
Messenger RNA from Morus notabilis, 1640 nucleotides. Its product is annotated as pentatricopeptide repeat-containing protein At2g20710, mitochondrial. Lineage: Eukaryota; Viridiplantae; Streptophyta; Magnoliopsida; Rosales; Moraceae. The record is from RefSeq and is a predicted model, not a curated record. The transcript is spliced from 2 exons. The coding region runs from base 93 to 1640 and encodes 515 amino acids. Gene Ontology annotation, cellular component: mitochondrion. Gene Ontology annotation, molecular function: protein binding.